This is a messenger RNA of Motacilla alba alba, 6295 nucleotides long. RefSeq names its product potassium voltage-gated channel modifier subfamily S member 1 (gene KCNS1). NCBI's taxonomy places the organism in Eukaryota, Metazoa, Chordata, Aves, Passeriformes, Motacillidae. The record is from RefSeq and is a predicted model, not a curated record. Gene Ontology annotation, molecular function: protein binding; delayed rectifier potassium channel activity. Gene Ontology annotation, cellular component: membrane; voltage-gated potassium channel complex. Bases 2939 to 4360 code for a protein of 473 amino acids. The transcript is spliced from 3 exons. Gene Ontology annotation, biological process: regulation of delayed rectifier potassium channel activity; potassium ion transmembrane transport; protein homooligomerization.
AAUCUAAAUCCAUUGUACCUGGUUGGAAAAGACCCUGUGAGCAAUGCUCCCUGCACUUGCUGCAUCCUCACUUGAAUGUCUAUUAGCACCUUCCUUCCCACUCCCUUGAGUUUCCUUUGCCAGGUAGAAUAAAUAUAUAUAACUUCCAUUUGAAAGCCUUUGAGAAAAAAAAAUGUUGUCAAGGGAAACUCUUCUAGCAUUUCUUAUAGACAUGCUUGAUCUGUUUUAUAUUUUAUUUUUACUGUCAUGAAUGCAUAUACCAGGGAUUUUUUCCUCCACAAGAUAGAUAUUAAUUUGAACGCCCAACACCCAGCUCACACUGGGCUUGUGUAAUUCUGACGGUUGUCUCAAAAUAGCCUACAAUAUAUUUCAACAUCUAUCAGAAGGAGACUGGCUUGAUCUGUUCCCUUUUUCCAAUCAUUCAUGGAAAUUUUGGGUCAACUAAAGGAAAAUUUUGCAAAUUCACUUUAUCCCAGACAGACACAUUUGUAUUCUCUGUCUGUCGUGCUUUUAAAUAAAAAUCAUCCAAGCUUCCAAAGUGAGCUUCUGUUUCCCAGCUGAUUCCCCUGCAAAUGUGAAUGGGGUGCAUGCUUUGGUGGUCCAACAGGGGAGAUCACACUGGGUCCCAGUUCAAAGCCCAGUUCUGUUCUAAAGCUGAGCUUAGCUGUUCGUGAAACAAAUAGGCAAGAGAGUUAUAAAACUAUUAAUUGCUGCUUUAGAUUCCAAGAUGAAAGCUGUAUGUGGGCAGAAAUAAUUUGGUCUAUUCAUAAGGGAACAUCAUAAAGGAUCAUCUCUGGCAGUUCGUGACCCUUCUCCUCGCUCUGCUUCCAGUGCAGGAGGGAUGGAGGGAUUUCCCUGGGGUACAAAGCUUGCAGGGUCCUGACACCCACCUUCUAAUUUUGAGCUGGGAGAGAGAUAGGAGCCAUCCCCUUCUGGCUGUCAGGGUUUGGCACAUCUCACCCAGAGCCACAGCUGUGCUCUGGGGAUGGUCCUGCUGAGCUGGAGCAAUGCUUCAGGCUUGUCCUGCCAUCCUGGGCUGCCCUGUGCCCCAGCCCAGCCCCCAAACCACCUGGCCUUUGAGUUUGGUGGCCUGACCUUUCAGAGAGCUGCUCUACAGGGAGGGUGCAGAGAGGGUCUGAGGCUGGUUUUGGGAUAAGCUGGAUCCCACAGAUGCACCUCCAGGGCCCCCCAUCUGUGUGUGUGUGCUUAUAGCCUGAAUGCAUGAGCAUCCUUCUGGAAGGAACCUGGAUUAGUCAUCCCUACCCCACAGAUGGGCUGUGUGAUGUCUUCUCUGGAAAAGCUAAUCUGACACUGAAAUUCCAAUUUAUCCCUGAAAGAAGGGUUUACACCCCUUCUUCUCCCUUGCUUUUGGCUUAAGCAUUACAAAUGGAUCCUUCUCCUUCUUCCCUCCCGUUUGAAAGGCAAGACAUUGAGUCCAUUAAGCUCUGAGGUUUAUCACCAGCUGGUUGCCUCCUCCAGACGUGGUGUGAUGGAAGUGCUGGUUGUGGUGCAAAGCUGUGUCUUUAAGGAGCCCCGGGCUGGGAGAUGCAGCGGAGUUCGCAGAUGCCUUUGCCAGGCUGUUUUACACAAAUCUGGCAUUUCCUGCACCCACAGCCAUGCUCAGCUUAAAAAACACCUCUGGGGCUUAACCGUAGCUCCAUUACCUGUUCCUCUGCAGCUCUGCUCUGCCCUACAGGUUUAAAGGUGACUGUGUUCCCCAGGUCCCUCCCAGUCUGACAAACCUUUUACACCGAGGUUCUCACACUGGAAAGCAGGUAGAGCCCUGUUGUUUGCCCCAUAAAUCCUGUGAGAUGGCUGGUGAGGAAGAACUCACAGGACCGCCCUGGGUAGUGUGACCCACCUCGUGUCCCUGACCUGGCCUUGGCCCCCGGUGGCUGCUGUGGGACCAGGCUGUUCUCUGUGGGGUCUGCUGGCACCUCGGCAUCACUGCAGGGGCUGCAGCCUUUCUUCCCUCAGCUCCUGCUGCCUGUUUGUGCCCUCUGUCCCUGCAGACCCUAAAAGCUUAGAAAAUUCUGUGGGUGACUUAAGACAGGAAAAAAUGUAAUUCCUCCACCAAGAGAGCAAAGCAGUGUCCCUCAAACCCCACCACUCUGUGCCAGGAGCAGGGAGGUCCCGUGAGUACAGGGCUGCUCCCUGCUUGUUUUGAUGAAUAAGGUAGGUGGAAAAAUCUGAUUUCGAGUUGGUGCAUAAAGAUCACGAUGCUUUUUAUUUGCUUUUUUGCUCUAAAAUUCUGGUUGAGACAGGUAAAUGCAUCUGCAUCUAGGAAUGCUUCUCUUUCUUUGAUGCUUUAACUGUUUCUCAUUAGAAAAUAGAAUUUCUGCUGCACAAAAAAAGCCCAGCUCCUGGAAACUUACAAAUCCCUAAAAAACAAUAGAAAUCAAAACUCUGGGUUUUUAUUUUCCCAUUGACAUACAGAUUUGAUUCAGUCAUCAAUGAUUCUGAAUCAUGUUUUUGUUAUGUUUCAACAUAAUCAAAAUAAUCCUAAUAUUUUACAUGGCAGAACACACAAGAGGAAACAAAACAGGCAGAUGAAUUGUUUUGACACUUCUUCCUCUCAAAUUCUUCCUAAAAUCGACACCUUCUGUGACAAUACUUUGAUUUUGGCAAAACUGCCUGUGCUGCUGGAAAGAUUGCACCAUCUAAGGACUUUUUGACCAGGUGUAAUUAGUAGCGUGGGUAGUGGGGCUACAAAGCACUUUGGCAGAAUCACAGCAGUGGUGAUUGGACAAGAUCUAAUUUUUCCUCAGGGAGACUCUUUGGGGAAUAAAUCUUCUCUUAAGUGACUAAUUACCUGUUUGAAGAAGGAGAGCCCCAUGGGUGGGGUGCUGGAGGUGAAUUAAACUGCCUUCCUUAGGCCAUUAGCAACCUGCAAAGGGAGAAACUUUAGCAGGUGGAACCCGCUCCUGCACUGCUGAUCAUGGUCAACAAGACCUUAAAUUACUGGGGUCCCGGUUUUGAGGAGGACGUUAUCAACAUCAACGUGGGCGGUCUGAGGAGGCGGCUCAGCUCCAGCGCGCUCUCCAAGUUCCCCGACACGCGCCUGGGCCGGCUGCUCUCCUGCGACUCGGAGGAGUCCAUCCUGCAGCUCUGCGAUGACUACGACGUGAGCGCCAGGGAGUUCUACUUCGACCGAAACCCCGGAUUCUUCCUCUAUGUCCUGCACUUCUACCAGACGGGGAAGCUGCAUGUCAUGGAGGAGCUGUGCGUCUUCUCCUUCUGCCAGGAGAUCGAGUACUGGGGCAUCAACGAGUUCUUCCUGGACUCCUGCUGCAGCUACCGCUACCACGAGCGCAAGCUGGAGAGCCGGCACCACAACUGGGAUGAGGAGAGCGAGGUGAGCAGCGUGGACACGUCCCCUGAUGAGAUCUCUGACAUCAACCACGACCUGCUGCGCUACAGCACCCUGCGCUGUGGCAACCUGCGCAAGCGCCUCUGGCUCACCAUGGAGAACCCUGGCUACUCCAUCCCCAGCAAGCUCUUCAGCUUCGUGUCCAUCAGCGUGGUGCUGGUGUCCAUAGCCACCAUGUGCAUCCACAGCAUGCCCGAGUACCAGGAGGUGGAUGAGAAUGGCAACGUGCUCGAUGAACCCAUCCUGCACAAGCUGGAGUAUUUCUGCAUCUCCUGGUUCACCUUUGAAGUAUCCUCCCGCCUCCUGCUCUCACCCAACCCCAGGAAGUUCUUCAAGCACCCACUGAACCUGAUUGACAUUGUGUCAGUGUUGCCCUUCUACUUCACCCUCCUGGUGGACGUGACCAUGGGCAGUGACUCGGAGCUGGGCAACCUGGGCAAGGUCGUGCAGGUGUUUCGGCUCAUGAGGAUAUUCCGGGUGCUGAAGCUGGCUCGGCACUCCACUGGACUGAGGUCACUGGGGGCCACCUUGAAGCACAGCUACAGGGAGGUGGGGAUCCUGCUGCUCUACCUGGCUGUGGGGGUCUCUGUCUUCUCUGGAGUGGCCUACACUGCCGAGAAGGAGGAAGACGUCGGCUUCGACACCAUCCCAGCGUGCUGGUGGUGGGGCACGGUCAGCAUGACCACCGUGGGCUACGGGGACGUGGUGCCCGUCACCGUGGCAGGCAAGCUGGCGGCCUCGGGCUGCAUCCUGGGGGGCAUCCUGGUCGUGGCACUGCCCAUCACCAUCAUCUUCAACAAGUUCUCCCACUUCUACCGCAAGCAGAAGGCGCUGGAGGCGGCCGUGAGGAACAGCGGCAAGCAGGAGCCCGAGGAGCUGGGGAGCACCUCCAGCCGCGACCGAGACUCGGAGGCCCUGAGCGACACCUCCCUGGACAGGGGCAGCCCCGACCGCCGUGGUCUGACCCCCGGUGCCCACCCCAGCCCCUGACCCCUCGCUCUGCAGCCCUGGGGCUUGUGGGACCUGCUGGGACCCACCCGGGGCGCGUGGGACCUGCUGGGACCCACCCGGGGCGCGUGGGACCUGCUGGGACCCACCCGGGGCAUGUGGGACCUGCUGGGACCCACCCGGGGCGCGUGGGACCUGCUCACGGUGAGCUCGGCCCCGGGACACGGCGGAGGAGCCACGGCCGGCACCACCCUGCGAAGGACAGGAGGGGUUGGAGGAGAUGCCCAGUGGGUGCUGGCUGCUUCCAGACCCUGCCUGGUUGUGUCUCAGCCUUCACCUUGCUCACCCGUGGCUGCAAAGGGAGCUUGUGGUGCUGGAUAUAGCCCUGCCAGAAAGGGAGGCAGAAAAUAAGAAAUAGAAGCGACUCCUGAUCAGGCACUGCCCCAGGUGUGUGGAGAGGGAUUUUUCUCUGCCCUAAUGAUUUGUGUUGUCCAGGGUGAGGUUAAAUAGCUCAAGGAUGAGGCAGCCCUCAACAGGCUGGCAGCCCUUACAGAUCCUGUGCCAUGUUGACAACUCCAGCCCCAGCCUUGUCCUACCCCCAGCAGGAAACAAGCUCAAAAGGCUCAACUGCCCCUCCAGCCAUAAAGGCAAGGGGCCUGGGAAUGAGCCUGUAUGGGAGGAGAGGGAGUGUCCAGCUCAGGGUGAGCACCAUGGUCUCUAGCCCCUGCAGUGGGAUCGACUGAACCCCACUUUCUUUCCACUGCUGGGAUUUAUCUGCUCUCCUGCACUGCCACUGCCGGGACCCGCAGGGAUCUGGGGCUGUGCAGGGAGUGUGGCACAGCUGGGAGCACUGCCCACCCACCUGGGGAUGACCAGGAUGGCAGAAGGAACACUGUGCUCUGAGGCAGCAGCAGUCUAAGGGGUCAGGUUGGGGGAACUGAGGAGCCAAUUCCAGUCGGGCUGUCCCCCAAGCCCUGGUCUCCCUCACCACAGCCCCUAGCCUGGCUUUAUCCUGCCUCUUCCCUCCCUGUCUCAGGGCCAGGAGGGCUGUAAGGAGGAGUCACACUGCCCCGGGUGUCCUCACAGGGAGCUGAGCUCCCCGAGUGCCGCUGCACUCACCUUCCCCCUGCAGGGAGAGAGCUGGGGCAGAGGGGACCUUGCACUGCUUUUGUCACCACAGCCUCUGAGCGCCUCACAGCCAGGCAGGGAGGUUGGCCUGGAACACAAACCCCUUCCUGCCCGGACCCCCAGCCCACCUGAGCACUUUUGGGGCUGCUCCCAGCACAGCAUUAAUUCCCUACAGAGCUUUUCCUCACCCUCCCACCCCUGCUCUCUGUUUGGAAAUUGUGCAGCUCCGUUGCACACAGAGGAGUGCACCCAGCAAUGCCUGUUUUGAGCAGGAGAAACGAGCAUCCCACAAUCCCAAACCACCAAACACACGCUAAAGGCUGCAGGAUGACCCCGGGUACCUGGACCAUGGCUUUGCUGCUGCUUGUCCUGGCUGGGUUUCAGCACAGCUGUAGUUGCUGGUGCUGGCUCUGCCUGUAGCCAUCUGCUGGUCAUGGGCAGGGAAAGCCUACACUGGUGCAGGUCCAGCCUUUCCAAGCCCUGGGGGACUCAGGGAGGGUCCCCAAGGAACGGUGGUGUGGGAUGGGAGGGUGCUCACGCUUCUGGCAUCAUCAAGUCUUCCAGUACCAACUCCAUGGUCCUCUCUGUGCUUAUUCCUGCUGGGAGCUGGGACUGGAGAGCAGCACCCUCUGCUCCAACCAGCUCCUGCUGCACUGUUACUUGAAUACAGGAAGGAGUUUCCCCUUCUCAACAUAAAUAUUCCAGUAGCAAAAUGUAUUCAAAUGUGAAGAGUAAAUUAUAUCUAUUAAUGAAAAAGCAUUAUGCAAAUAAUUAGGAGCAUGUAAAUUAAUUUUCUAUCUAUGCAUGGGAUGCAUACUGUAUAUUUUAUUAAAGACCUCAAUGACCUGC